Molecule: messenger RNA, 405 nt
Organism: Penicillium argentinense
Lineage: Eukaryota; Fungi; Ascomycota; Eurotiomycetes; Eurotiales; Aspergillaceae
Exons: 1
Coding region: 1-405 (134 amino acids)
Source: RefSeq, a predicted model, not a curated record
AUGGUCAAAACCGAGGCAUCUUUACUCUCACCUCCCUCUGAGAGCCCGGCAGUCCCUCUCGAUUCCCCAAUCCGGACCACUCCAAUUCACCCUGAUCUGCCGGAGCUCAAACUACCGGAGGGACCACUCCCGAUUUACCAGUACCACCCGGUCACCUGCCAGCCGCUAGAAGAGCAGGAUGUUCGCGCGCAACUCGAGCAAUUGCAGCAACAAUUCCCGGACAAGGAGAGUGCUUUGAGGGCGCAGGAGUUGGCGGCUAAGGAGGCGAAGCGAAAGAUUGAGGAGGUCAGCAAGAAGCGAGAGCAGGUCCAAAAGGCUAUCGACAAGAAGAUCAAGGAACGCGAUACGGAGAUGAAAGUUCUCUCGAAAUACCAAGAAGUGAAGGCCUCGGAUAUCCCUUCUUGA